Protomyces lactucae-debilis is the source of this 1145-nucleotide messenger RNA. RefSeq lists its product as uncharacterized. Bases 73 to 1065 code for a protein of 330 amino acids. Gene Ontology annotation, cellular component: endoplasmic reticulum. The record is from RefSeq and is a predicted model, not a curated record. NCBI's taxonomy places the organism in Eukaryota, Fungi, Ascomycota, Taphrinomycetes, Taphrinales, Protomycetaceae. The transcript has a single exon. Gene Ontology annotation, molecular function: misfolded protein binding; protein-folding chaperone binding.
UGUCGCACGCUGCAUCAACAAGACAGCGACUCAUCAAGCUUGUCCCGUAUCUACCAAGUAUCCAUAGCCGCCAUGUCCCAAGCCAUCCUCAACUUCAUCGGCUGGGCAGUCCUACCAAACCUAGCAACCUCAACCAUCCACAACCUCCUCUUCAAAUCACCCCUCAGUCCAAGUUUGCCCGGCACAGUGGGGUAUGCGCGCGAUAGACGGCUCAUCUAUAUCGCCGUUGUCGUUUCCUAUCUCGCCUAUACCGUCUAUCAAGCAACAUCUUCCCUCAGUCCGAAUUACUACACCUUGCUAGGCGUGCAGCCUGGUGAUGUGGAUGAAAAGGUAUUGAGGAGACAAUUCAGGAAACUCUCACAAAUACAUCAUCCAGAUAAAGGCGGUGAUGAAGCGGAAUUCCGUGUGCUUCGACAAGCCUAUGAUGCACUCUCAAAUCCUGUUGUCAAGUUUGGGUAUGAUCGAUUCGGUGCUGCUGCUGCUGGAUGGGAGGAGAAGACAAUGCUUGGCAUGAUGCAGAGUGGUGUGUAUGCAAGUCUUCCGUUUUACGUCGGAUCACUCAUUUUUGUUGUUGGGAUUGGUGCUAUUCAGCAAAACGCAUAUGGCACCUAUUGGCGUGGUUUGUGUCUUGUUGGGCUGGGUUGCAUUCAUGCAUCGCUCGUCUGUGCACAAUCACGCUUUCCAAUCUUUGCGAAAAUCGCAUCGCAUCGUGUUCAAUUCGAGCAUGUCACGAUCCUUCAAUCAUUGCUCGUGACGGUUCUGUCAGCCAUUGCGCAAGUAGGUCCGGUCUUGGUACCGCAAACGCGUCGCGAUGACAGUGAUGAAGCAUGGGAACAGCUCGUUCAAAUGGCUGCAUUGGUGCGUCAAGAAGGAUCCUUGGCGCUACACUUACAAGUUGUUCCUUUCUUGCGGGGGAGUAGUAAGAUGCGUUCCUUGAUGGAGCAAGGAGCACGUUGGAUGAUGCGCGCGAAACUAGACGCUGAGCCGGAAAUCGUCGAUGCAAAAAGACAAGCGAAUCAAGUCCCUGGUGUCGUUGAACAAACGAAGCGUACGUUUCAAGUAUGAUGUCUCGUGAGCGUAUACAAGCGCAUCUCGCAAGGCGCAUAAAAGAAGUGUUCUUGAGGCGGUGCUAAGGGUGUGCUGCU